Molecule: messenger RNA, 1461 nt
Organism: Mugil cephalus (flathead mullet)
Lineage: Eukaryota; Metazoa; Chordata; Actinopteri; Mugiliformes; Mugilidae
Gene: mis18a
Product: MIS18 kinetochore protein A
Exons: 5
Coding region: 93-725 (210 amino acids)
Biological process (GO): chromosome segregation; CENP-A containing chromatin assembly
Cellular component (GO): chromatin; nucleus; chromosome, centromeric region
Source: RefSeq, a predicted model, not a curated record
GUUCCCAUCCGCCAAUAGCUAGGCAGACCUUCACUUCAACGUCAACAACCCGCCUUUUCCAAAGCAUUUUAGUUUGUAAAACUCAUUCAGAUAUGGCGACUUGCGAAAAGCCACUAAAUCAGCCGCGGAAAAAUGCGAAUACCACGUUUGCAGUGUCCAGUAUCACAGACUCCAGUAUUAUAGACUCCACCAUCGUGGAGGAAAAGUUUUUGCGCGAGGGGGAGAGGGACGAGGACAGCGACGACGGACCCGUGGUCUUCAUCUGCGGGAAGUGCAAGUUGCCCAUUGGAGAUUCAACAGCCUGGGAAGGAAGUGAAGACGGACAAAAUCAAAUCAAACUGAAGCGUGUCACCGACAACGUUGUGGUUGGAAAGGACUGUCACCUGUACGAAAUAAGCAAACGAGCUGUCUGUGUGAUCGUUGAUCUCUUCUGUCGAGGCUGCAACUCUGUCCUGGGCAUGGUUUACACAUCCACACCCAAGAACAUGGACCACAAGAGAUCGAUGUUCUGGUUCAGAGUGGCGGACAUCGACAGCUACGUGCUCGGCUCUGCAAGCCAGAGCCUGUCAGCAGAGGGCUCCGAGGAGCAGCCGGUGACGCUGGAGUACAGGGGCAUUGUUGAGGAACAGAUAACAGAGAUGAAAAUGCUGGUCAUGACCAUGGUGGAGCGGCUGGAAGUCGUCGAGGCCGACCUUCAGGCGGGGUGCGAUAAGGUGUGCAAAUGACGGACGUCAACUCGUCCGAACGCGAGGAUUUAACAUCCACACUUCUCCUCACCACCUUUUCCAUUAAUGCCUCCUCCUUUUAAGUCGCAUCUCAGCCGCAUUCCUUCAGUCGCACCAUGUGUCCUACACACCUAGACGCACACACGCACACACACACACAGCUCCCGCUCUGCUUUGUCCUGAUUACCAGUGGUGAAACAAAGACUGCCUGCACUUGUAAUCAAUCAUGUUGCCAGCUCUGCUCCCGCGGCUCAUGGCACCGUCUUCUCUGUAGGUCUGAGCGCAGAGUGAAUGUGUGCUAUGCGCAGAAUGUUUAUUUGUCCGGGAUUUCAUCAGGCAGGCUGCACACUCAGCACAAUGAUGUAUUGAUCCAUCCGGCCAUUCGAAAGCCACACACACACACACACGCGCACACACACACACACACUUUUUCUUUGUUCUCUUUCUGUGUCUUCUAAAGUGUGGAGGCUUGAAGGCAGACACAGGACUGCUGGUUAUAAGCUUUUCAUUUCAAGAACGUGUGUUGAAACAUGGUUUUCGUUUCUUUAAAAAUAAAAAGACUUUCAUUUUGUCUGUCUCACAAAUAGACACGAUAUUGGACAAUUCUUCAAAACUUUUUUUUUUUGGGAAAUUGCAUCCCUUCAUUUGUUGUUGUUGUUCGUAUUGAUUUAUUAUCGUUUUGUUUGUUUGUUGCGUUAAUCGUUUCUGUAAUAAAAACAUGCAACUGUUUAACAAC